Molecule: messenger RNA, 805 nt
Organism: Pseudovirgaria hyperparasitica
Lineage: Eukaryota; Fungi; Ascomycota; Dothideomycetes; Acrospermales; Acrospermaceae
Product: ssDNA binding protein
Exons: 3
Coding region: 97-531 (144 amino acids)
Biological process (GO): mitochondrial DNA replication; positive regulation of helicase activity
Cellular component (GO): mitochondrial nucleoid
Molecular function (GO): single-stranded DNA binding
Source: RefSeq, a predicted model, not a curated record
AUCCACUACCGUCGAAGCCUGAUCAUCAAAUCAGCCUCCCGAGCAACACAUUGCACUCUUGCACCGACUCACACUCUUGUUCUUCCCACCCUCACCAUGUUCAGCGCCUCAAUGUUCCGCCGUGCCCCCUCAGGGCUUGCUCCCCUAUCACGAAGCUUCACCACGACCCGCGCGCAAAACUCGGCACGCAUGAACAUCAUCGGCCGCCUGGGAGCAGAGCCUGAGCUCGUGAGCACCAGCACUGGACGCGAUCUGGUGCGAUAUGUCAUUGGAACUGACAGUGGACCAAAGGACAACAAGAAGACUAGCUGGUUUCGCGUCGCUUGUUUCGACGAGGGCCCGAGGAAAGAUUAUGUUCUUGGCCUUCCCAAAGGCUCGCUUGUCCACGUCGAGGCUGAUGCGAGAAUUGAUGUCUACGACGACCCGAACGUAGAGGGUAAGAGAGCUUCGUCUCUCAACCUUGUCCAAAGAAGCAUCGACGUUCUCGGCCGUCCACGCAACGAGGGCGAGGCGGCUGCCAUGAGUGGUUGAGCAAUGGCUGAACAAGGUUCCCUGCGUGUUUUAUGUUUCUAUAAUGUGGAAUUGGAGGGUUCAGGUGCUCACCACGUGGAUGUAGGAUGUUUUGUCGAUGACUAUCGCUGUAUAAUAGCUUCUGAUGAUUCCCAACUCUGGCAGUGCCAAAUUCAUCUGUUUCACUAUGCGCAUCGCACAAUUGCUGUCAAAAACUCGAUUACAUAUGCAGCUGAAAACUCUACUAGUCAACAAAUUGCGUAUCUGAAUUACCGCAGCUCUUGUGCUGCUCUUC